CUGGAACAGGGCCAUCUCAAAUACUUUCAGAGGUGCCUCCUGUCUCCUCAGAUUCACCUGCAGAACCUCUGUAGGCAGUGGCUGUGUUUUCCAUAGUCCUUUGUCCAGAACUCAAUGAAGCCAGUCUGUGAUCCUAAAUCUUGACAGAGCUUUAUGGAACCCCAUCCUGGGAGGCUCCCCCAUAUGGAACCAAGGGCCUGGUGUCCAGCUGUCGCACCUUCCAUAGAGACAAAGUUCCAUGUUCUUGUGGGGGUCACUGGAAGCGUUGCUGCCCUGAAGUUGCCUCUUCUGGUAUCAAAACUCUUGGACAUUCCCGGGCUGGAAGUCACGGUGGUAACAACUGAGAGAGCCAAACACUUCUACAGCCCUCAGGACGUUCCUGUCACCCUCUACAGUGAUGCUGAUGAAUGGGAGAUGUGGAAGCAGCGCUCUGACCCAGUUCUCCACAUUGACCUGCGGAGAUGGGCAGACCUCAUGCUAGUGGCUCCUCUCGACGCCAAUACUCUGGGCAAGGUGGCCAGUGGCAUCUGUGAUAACUUGCUUACCUGUGUCAUCCGGGCCUGGGACCGCAGCAAGCCCCUGCUUUUCUGCCCAGCCAUGAACACCGCCAUGUGGGAGCACCCCAUCACCGCACAGCAGGUGGGCCAGCUAAAGGCCUUCGGUUAUGUGGAGAUUCCCUGUGUAGCCAAGAAGCUGGUGUGUGGAGACCAAGGUCUCGGCGCCAUGGCUGAGGUGGAGACCAUUGUGGAUAGAGUGAAAGAAGUAUUCUCCCAACACAGAGGCGUCCAGCACACAUGAGCUGGGGUUUCUGUCGUGGUGUCCUGCACUCGCGUGUCCUCAUGCUGAGCUAGGGGAAGAAGGACGGCAGCAGGACAUGAAGAUCCUGCUUUGCGGAGGAGGGCCUGGCCUGGACCUGCUCCAGGGUCACCUGGACUGCAGACCCAAGCUCUGCCUUUCAACCAGCCUGCUUCCUGGAUCCCCGCCAUAUUAUCCCUGUGGUCCUGGAGUGAACAGGAGACUUCCGUUAUGCCUUCUGCCUAGGAGUCACUUUUAGAAAUACCUUGGCUGAAGCUGGGAAUAGAGACUCACACCUGUAAUUCCACCACUCAGGAGGCUGAGGCUACAGAAUGAGAACCUUUCUCAAAAAAAAAAAAGGAGGGGGGCUGGAGGGAUGGCUUAGUAGUUAAGGCGCUU
Molecule: messenger RNA, 1194 nt
Organism: Jaculus jaculus (lesser Egyptian jerboa)
Lineage: Eukaryota; Metazoa; Chordata; Mammalia; Rodentia; Dipodidae
Gene: Ppcdc
Product: phosphopantothenoylcysteine decarboxylase
Exons: 6
Coding region: 154-798 (214 amino acids)
Biological process (GO): coenzyme A biosynthetic process
Cellular component (GO): phosphopantothenoylcysteine decarboxylase complex
Molecular function (GO): FMN binding; phosphopantothenoylcysteine decarboxylase activity
Source: RefSeq, a predicted model, not a curated record